Microplitis mediator is the source of this 4636-nucleotide messenger RNA. It is a transcript of the gene RhoGAP15B, whose product is annotated as arf-GAP with Rho-GAP domain, ANK repeat and PH domain-containing protein 1. The transcript is spliced from 10 exons. Gene Ontology annotation, biological process: positive regulation of GTPase activity; signal transduction. Lineage: Eukaryota; Metazoa; Arthropoda; Insecta; Hymenoptera; Braconidae. Gene Ontology annotation, molecular function: phosphatidylinositol-3,4,5-trisphosphate binding; GTPase activator activity. The record is from RefSeq and is a predicted model, not a curated record. The coding region runs from base 795 to 4439 and encodes 1214 amino acids.
AUAUGUGUGGGCGAAGCUGCUCAAUCAUAACUUUAAAACAUCAGUUAUAUUUUACACUCCAAGUUAUAAAUAUUUUCAAAAAAAUUAAUUUCCUAUUUCAUUUCACUCCAAUUUUAAAAAUUAAUUUUCCUAAUAUGCCGCCGCCAUUUUUUGAAUAUUUAAAAAAUCUAAACCAUCUGUUGCGUGGAAGAUUUUAAGUUUUUUUUUAAAAUGUCAGUUGACGUGAAAGCAUGAAAGUUUUGUUAUCGUACCUAGUGAUUUUUAAAUAAGAAAUAUAUAUAUAUAUAUAUGUGUAUAUAUAAGCUGUGUGUUUUUAAAUGACUAUCUCACAUUUAAACUCGGGUAAUUGGAGCAACCAAUGAUUACAAGUUAUUUUUAAAUGACUUUUGAUUAAAAUUGAUAACAAAUUUUUUUUAUCAACCCUUCAGAUAAUUUUCCGUUACCGCGAAGGAAAACGAAAUAGAUGUUUAGUAAUUACGUAAAAUGGAGUAUUUUGUAAAUAAAUAUGUACGGCGAUGUACAAUAGCGAUAUUUGACAUACGAUACUACUGUGAGUCAUACUAAUGUAAGAUAUUUAUGGGUUCUUUUGUAUGUUAUAAAUGCACGAGGUCAUGGUAUGAAAACGCACGUGACGAACGUUGGACAUUUAAAAAAAAAAAAAAGUAACUUGGGUAUAAAGUUUGAAUUUUUAAAAUAAUUGUCAUUGUUGAUGACGUUUAUUAUUUUAAUUACUUGUUAUUAUUGUUAUUGUUUAUUAUUGGAGUAAUAGAAAGGCUGAGUAAGCAAAAAUAAUAAUGGAGGUUAAACCAGUUCCUAAGCCGCGUUCGAUCAUACCAGAACGUCCUGUACCAGCUCCGAGAAAUAUCGGUCUCAAUAAAUCGGUGAAUCAGUCGACGAGAUCACUGAGUCCUAGUGAAUCAUCCAGUCAGUCGGAGAUGAGCGACGACCGCAGAAGCACCGAAUCGCGAAGUAGUUUGACGGAAAAAAAUUUGUUCAAAAAUUUGGGAUCCUCCUCUCGGCAGUUGAAAGAUGAAAUUUCGGAGAAGAUGACAGUAAAAGGCAAAGCGAUGAUCUCGAGUACGCGGAAUGCGAGUAUAAGACUUGAAAAGUCGGUGAAAAAUUUGCUGACCAGAAGAUUGACGAGCCAAGAGGUCGAGGAGAGCAAAAAAAAUGAAGAUGAUGUUGAUCGAUGCGUGUCAAUGCCGGCUUGCGAUGACAUUUUCAAGUCGAUAUCAUUUUACAGUCCGUUGGGGUCCAAUUUGAAGAGCAUGAAAAAUGAACAAGACUUGACUGAAACUCGAUACAGUCCACCACCGCCAGUUUAUCCACCGCCUCCGCUUCCUGAUGAAUCCAUCUAUGACGAGCUUCAAUCCGUCACUUCCGGUAGUAGAUAUGGAACAAUGUCAUCCAGUGUUUCUGAUCGACUUGGAGACUUUCCUGAUGCCAUUAGUUUGCUGACGUUUGCGCAAACCAAAAGUGACUCGGAAUCGAAUCAAAGUUUGAAUUUGUCUGACGCUAACUCUGGUAGUCAGAGCCAAGACAUUUCCAAGAGACUGUCACGCUCGGACUCUUGGACUUUUUAUGACUCUGCGGAUAAAAGUGAUAAGCACGAAACUGAUGGGUUAGAAACGAUAGCUUCAAGUGCUGAAGAAGAAGAACCUAUUCGUGAACGAGUCGCUGAUUCUUCAAACAGUGCCAUGUCUGUUAGAAAUUCUCUGUAUGAAAAUUGGAGCUUGUGGAAGGCUGAUACUGAUAAUGAAAGUAAAAGUGAACCAGGCUGUCCUCCGAGGCACAAUAAAUCUCUGUUGUUUGAAUUUGAUCCCUUUGCUAAGCCAGAGGAAAAUACUUACGGUAAUUACGAGAACAAUGACAUGAUGCUUUUGGAAGCUUUGUUAGCAACUAGCGAGUCUCCGACAAGUGCUGGCAGUAUUACAGAUCUUCAUGAACGGGACGAAGAUACUGGAGAAGAAGACGUUGAAGAACCCAGUAGUCCUGCUCAGAUUUCUUCACCACCAGCUCCUCCAAGACGGUACGACUCCCUUCCGAAAAAUGAGUACGACGAAGUCGAACUCGUCGAAGCCCCAGAGAAAGUGGUGGGUAAAAAUCCAGCGUUGCUGCCGAAGCUAGUUCAUCUUGCCAGGAGAAAACAACCGGCCGUACCACCGAGAAAGUCUUCCGUGAAAGUUUUAGAUGAAUCUGUAGCCGAAGAACCCGGGGCUCAAAAUAAAGUGGAAAAUAAUCAGGUGUCCAAGCCCGCUGAGGAGAGAAAGAAGACGAUGAUGCAGAAAUUGAAGCAACUGAGACACGACUCCACGGCCCAUGUGCGACCCAACGUAAUGAAUUUUAUGAAAAACACAAAAUUACUUCGAACGCGCGACCAGGUGAAAAAAGUUUCCAGUGUUACCACAAUGGAGCGGCCUAGUUCUGACGCUCAGAUAAUUCCCGUUUGCCAUCGGGGAAUAGUUUAUCGCUCGGGAGUAGGAAUUGAGCGGGCAAAAGAUCUAGUCCAACGUGCGGCAGUCCUGUCUGACCAAAAAAUAAGCUUUUACGUCGACAAAAGUAUGAGCACACUGAAAGAAGUUAUCAAUCUUGAUGCUGUGCUGAGUGUUCAUCUUCUCCAAGAUGUCAAAACUGUAGACGGAGAAACGGUCCACUGCAUCGCCGUCAGCUGCAAAGGCAGACCGAGUGUUCAUGUUUUUUACGCAAAAGGAAUAACUGAGCGGAGAAUAUGGGCGCAGAGAAUUCUUGAAGCACUUACUCCUGUUUUUCCGGCUAAAUACUCUGCGGAAUUAACUCGCGCUGGCUGGGCUUAUCUAAAAGAAGGAGUUACUGGCUCUUGGUUUUCGGCAUGGGUUCUAUUGCAGCAGAGAACUUUAAUUUAUACAAAAUCUCUGGACAUUGUUGAAUUUGAACAACUGGACCUGCGCAAAGCGCGAUGUAUUUUGAUAAGAGAACAAGAAGGACCGAUUGAAGGGGCUGAAAAUAUUCAGAUUGUUGUCAUUGAUGCGGGUCAUGGAGCGUUACAUUUAGCAGCUCCAGGUACUCGUGAAGCAUCGGCUUGGAGGCAUGCGCUCCAUCAAGCUGCUACUAGUUGUGGUGCUGGGUUAGAUGAACAGCAACUCACUCAAGAUGAUGUUCCAGUUAUACUUGAUAAAUGCAUCAAUUUUAUUUAUGCACAUGGAAUAAUGUCCGAAGGAAUAUACAGAAAAGGAGGAUCGAGCAGCGCCGUCGUAAGAUUAUUGGAGGCGUUCAGAAGAGAUGCGUGGGCGACCCAAAUCACCCGGGGUUCUUAUUCCGAGCAUGACGUCGCAACAGUAUUGAGAAGAUUUCUUCGCGACUUACCCGAGCCACUUAUUCCACCUUCUGUACACAAUGAUCUUUGCCGCGCAUCUGACGUUGAAGAUGAUGAAGAUCGCGCUAAAAAAUACCGCGAAAUUUUGAUGCCUGUGCUAAAUGAAGUGUCAACAAAAACACUGAGACGUAUAUUGGCACAUUUGCAUUGUUUGAGUCAGCAGAGCUCGCGGAAUUUGAUGACAGUGGAGAAUAUUUCCGCGGUAUGGGGACCGACGUUAAUGCACGCGGGAAGCAAAAGUGCUGAGGACUGGAACCGAGCUGAGACCACUGUCGUUGGAGACUUGAUCCGACUGUACCCGAAAUUGUACCAGUUGUCGGCCGAUGACUUGGCCAAGGAAGCAAAAAUUCUUGAGGUCUUAGAGAGACAUGUUGCCAAUAAUGGGCUGAGAGGGGCUCCGUCAGGCGACUUGAAAAUUUGGAUUUACUUGUUUACCAAAGAUGGAGAGUGCGUCAAUGUCACGAUUGGGCCGCAAAAGAGCGCAGCUGACGUAUGCAGAGAGCUGUCGGAAAAAGCUAAAGUACCAGCACAUGAAUUGUGUCUGCAAGAGUGUACUCUGGGGGGUGUCCUUGAACGUCCGUUGCAUCAUGCAGAGAAAGUAUUGGAGGCUGUUGCAAGAUGGGGGUACUGGGAUCCAGAAGAUCGGAAAGACAAUAUUCUUAUCUUGAAGAAAGACCGUCUCUACAGAGAUAUCGUACCUCGGAUAAAACCACCAAUGACAAUAUCAGGAGAGCUAAAAUUCGCAGAUACUAAAUCCAAGAGUUUCAAAACAUAUUUAUUUGAAUUCAGCCAAGCAAAAUUGUGCUACUACAAAGACAAAGCAUGUGCAAUUAAAAUAAACGAGUGGAAAAUAGAAGACAUGAUAUGGUAUCUAGGGCACGAGUCCAAAAGGAAUCCACAGUCCGGGUGGUCUAUUACGUUCCUCCUUAAGAAUAAAAAACCUACAAGAUGCAAAGACAGUCCAUUCUUCGGUAAUAUUUUAGCAGGCGCAUCAGUGGUCGAUCAGUACCGCUGGCUCGCAGCGAUGCUCUUUGGCGAACACCAGCUAAAUCUCCUGCCCUCAGCAAUAAACUUAAUGGAUCCUUAAUACGACAGUAAAUUUAUACAAAACUAAUUAAACAUAAACUAUAAUCCGAUCCAUUGACAAUUAAGUACAUUAACAAUUUUUCAUAUUCACCAUUUUCUAUUUUUUACCCAAAAGUGUGACGUAAACUUUAUACCUCAACGUAAUUUUAUAAAUUAAGUAAAUUUUUAAAUUAAAUUGUCUGUGAUUGGCAAAAUAUU